Molecule: messenger RNA, 735 nt
Organism: Nylanderia fulva
Lineage: Eukaryota; Metazoa; Arthropoda; Insecta; Hymenoptera; Formicidae
Source: RefSeq, a predicted model, not a curated record
AUGUCGCCAAACACAGUCUUCGAGAACCUGGACAGCGUGGACAGAUUAAAGAAUGCGGAAGGCUACCCGCUGUGGAAAUUCCAAGUAGGUAUAAUACUAAAAGCCAGUGACCUUUACGGCAAUGUAAUAACACUGCCUGCGGUCGAAUUGCAAACCGAGCAGUGGAAGAAGAACGACGCAAAGGCGCAAAAAGUGAUAGUCACGACGGUGGACAAGCAAUCGCUGAUACACAUUAUGAGUUGCGAGUCGAGCCACGAUAUGUGGGAAAAAUUAAAGAGUAUAUACGAGAGAGACUCGGAGCAGAACAAAUACGUGUUGAUGCAAAAAUUCUUUGAGACAAAGAAACCGAAACCCACCGACAUGGCCACACACGUUGCCGAGUUGAAAAACAUAGUUUUUAGACUGAAGGCGCUGGGAGUGAAUAUAACGGACGAGAUGUUGAUUUCUAAAAUAUUAACUACGCUGCCCGAGAAGUAUAAAUUUUUUGCAAGUGCGUGGGAAUCCGUCAGUAAGCAGGAAAGGACGUUGCCGAAUCUGACUGCGAGGCUCCUGGCAGAAGAAACAAGGAAUAAUGUAGAAGAAGAAGAGGAGCAGCUGGCACUCAAGACAGAAGAACGCAAGUGCUUCAAGUGCGGAAAGAGGGGACACCUGGCCCGCUCAUGCAAAGGAGCAGGCAGUAAAAGCGUGAAAUGCUACGCGUGCAAAAAAAACAGGACACAGCGCCAAGGACUGUAG